AUGGCCCCGACUACAAGAAAGCUCAGUCCUGAGACUCUUCGACGCAAUGGCAUUGUUAUUGAGGAGGAUAUCAGCGAGAACGGCUGGCCAGACGAAAUUGCGCGAAUUAGAGAUCGAAUCCUCUCGUUUGACUGCAUCAUCCCGCCGGAACAGGUAGAGUUGUACGCUUUGUACAAGUUCGCGCAGAACCGCCUUGAACCUCAUCUUUUGAAAAGCAUCUACAAGGAACUACCACAGGCGAAGCAAGAUGGGUGGUUCAACGGAGAAAUGGCCUGUAAUGAAGAGAGUGUCCUGGGACAAAAGGAGGCCAAAGAGAGGCAUCUGGAAAAUCUAAAAGCAGCGUACAACCUUUACGAACAUGCAGUGGACUUGGAGCGCAAGGGUGGCAUGGAGAGCAAACUAGGAGACAAGCUCGCCGACUAUGUGUUCAAGGAAUGGAAGAAGCAUGCAGAUGAAACUUCAAUAAGCUCAGCUCAUAGUCGGCUUGAUGGCGAAUUCGCGACCACGUUCGGCCGAGACUCAGACCUCUUCAGCCAGGCAUGGCAUGUUCGCAAUGACUGGCACAGUCAAUGCUCCGUCGCAGAGCCAUUACGUGAGGGCGAAAUGCUAUCAAUUCCCAAGCCGGAUUGGUAUUUUGGGUUCCCCUUACACAAUGAUAUCCGCUUCCCCCGGAAGACGGACAAAGGACAGACUCAAGCGGUAUUCUCAUUGACAAACCUUAACCUCUUGGAAGAGUCCGAGACAUUGCAGUCGUGCCCCUUGAUGUCGCUGAAUAAGUAUUGCGCAGACAUUAAAAAGUCUCCGCGGAAGAUAAAAGACCAUAAGCUGACCUGUUACCCAUGGGCAGUGGUUGAAGCCAAAAGACCUGGCGUAUCACCAUAUGAGAUCCGGAAAUGUUAUUAUCAAGUGGCAAAUAGUAGCUCCGCCUGCGUCGCAUUGCUUCGGGGACUAUCAGACAGUCCAGCGCACGAUUACCAUCAUCCAGUGGUUGCUUUGACUUUCGUUGGAGGAAAUGCCACAGUGUUCCUGACCUAUGCGGAACCACUUGUCGGGGCCGACUGUGACGACGAUGACGACAACGACGACGACAACGACGAAGAAUACGACGACGACGACGAAGACGACGACAACGACGAAGAAUACGACGACGACGAGGACGAGGAACACGAUGAUGAUGACGACGAUGAGCCGAUCAUUCUAUAUGUGAGUGUGCUUCAAUCUUCUCGACGUCAACUCAAUAAAAGACCUGGAGUCGCUGCUGACGGGUCUGCCCAACUAGCGAAUGAGAUGCAUCUGGGAAGGGCGACUGGAUAUACUGUGGAACGCGCUGCAACUCCGACGCAUGCUUGA
Messenger RNA from Aspergillus udagawae, 1350 nucleotides. RefSeq lists its product as uncharacterized. Lineage: Eukaryota; Fungi; Ascomycota; Eurotiomycetes; Eurotiales; Aspergillaceae. The transcript has 6 exons. The record is from RefSeq and is a predicted model, not a curated record. The coding region runs from base 1 to 1350 and encodes 449 amino acids.